This is a messenger RNA of Trifolium pratense (red clover), 1556 nucleotides long. RefSeq names its product F-box/kelch-repeat protein SKIP6-like. Gene Ontology annotation, molecular function: protein binding. The coding region runs from base 81 to 1136 and encodes 351 amino acids. The transcript has 2 exons. Lineage: Eukaryota; Viridiplantae; Streptophyta; Magnoliopsida; Fabales; Fabaceae. The record is from RefSeq and is a predicted model, not a curated record.
AACAAUUCCAAGAGAGCAAGUUCGAACAAACAGAAGUAACCAAAACUGUGCAUGUGUUUCUUCCUCCUCGCACCAGAGGCAUGAAGAAUCAGAACUUGAUCCCAUCUCUUCCAGACGACGUCGCCGUAAACUGUCUCGCACGUGUCCCUCGCUCACAACACACAACUCUCUCUCUCGUUUCAAAACCAAUCCGUUCUCUCAUAUCUUCUCCACUCUUCUUCACCGCUCGUUCUCUCAUUCACUCUACCCAACACAUCCUCUACCUCUCACUUCGCUCACGCGCCACCACUCUUCAAUGGUUCACGCUCCACAAUAAUCACCGCCUCAUUCCUCUACCUCCUCCCCCUUCUCCCGCUCUUGGCUCCUGUUACGCCGUCAUCGGCCACACAAUCUACAUCAUCGGUGGUUCAAUCAACGAUAUCCCUUCCCGUCAUGUUUGGAUCCUCGAUUGCCGCUUCCACCGCUGGCUUCCCGGUCCUUCCAUGCGUGUCUCACGUGAAUUCGCCGCUGCUGGUGUUAUUGACGGCAAAAUUUACGUAAUCGGCGGUUGCGUUCCUGAUAAUUGGUCUAAAUCAGCUAAUUGGGCGGAGGUUUUCGAUCCAGCCACUAGCCGCUGGGAAGGCAUUCCUAGCCCGCCGGAGAUUCGUGAGAAGUGGAUGCAUGCCAGUGCUGUCAUGGACGGCAAGGUUUACGCCAUGGCUGAUCGCGGUGGUGUUUCACUCGAUCCAAGUAGCCGCGCGUGGGAGAGCGUGGGGACCGAGCUUGACCUCGGGUGGCGAGGGAGGGCUUGUGUUGUCAAUGGAAUUCUGUAUUGCUAUGAUUACUUGGGGAAAAUCAAAGGUUUUGAUGUGAAAAAUAGUUUGUGGAAGGAAUUGAAGGGUUUGAGUAAAGGUUUGCCGAGGUUUCUUUGUGGAGCUACAAUGGCUAAUGUUGGUGGAAAAUUGGUUGUGGUUUGGGAGUGCCAUGGGUAUUUGAAUAGGAAGGGGAAAGAAAAAGAAAUGGAGAUUUGGUGUGCUGAGAUUGCUGUGAAUAAGAACAAGGAUGGUGAAUUGUCGGGUGAAGUUUGUUGGGUAAAAAAUGUUCUCUCUGUUCCAAAAGGAUCCUCCAUUGUUCAUUGUUCUUCUGUUGCCUUGUGAUUGUAACCACAUAUCACAUUGCUUGCCUUAUAAGGUCACCUGUUUGUUUCUCCCAACAUAUGCAUGUCUUGCAGGAUCAAGAAUUCAAGAUCCCCAAACACCUCAUUCUUAGAUUAAUUUCUCCUCCUUGGUCUCCUAAAUUCUUUCUAGUUUGAUCAGGUAUUGCUCCAUUGGUGUAUAUAUGAAUAAACAGGAGCUGCUCAAGUAGUAGUACAUAUUUACAACUGUAAUGUUUGUAUGUACUGUGUUGUAUUCCCGUUAUUGCGUUUUAUAUCCUUGUCAAUCCAUAAGUUGCACAUAGGUGGUGAGGCUCAACUCAUUGCUGGUUGUAAUAGUUGUAAAUUGUAAUAAUAACUAUCAAAUUGAUGGUGUGUAUGUGUCCAGUUUGAACUUAUGCAAGUGACUUUUAUAUUUGUUUCA